Molecule: messenger RNA, 1005 nt
Organism: Rotaria socialis
Lineage: Eukaryota; Metazoa; Rotifera; Eurotatoria; Philodinida; Philodinidae
Source: the annotation of a GenBank genome assembly
AUGACUGAAGAACGAGUGAAAUUAUGUAGUGAAGUUAUAUUUCAAUGUGCAAUAUGUUGUAAUGAUAUUGAUGAUAAAACAAAUGUUUACGCAUUUGAAUCGUGUCAUUGUCAAUUCUGCAAAGAGUGUAUACGACAGUAUUGUAUGAGUCAAUUAAAUACAGCAUCGGUGCCAAUUCGAUGUCCCAAUGGCGAUUGUAACAGUCGAUUAUCGUUAAAUGAACUCCAUUUACUUCUUAGUGAUACACAAUAUCAACUGUAUAAUAAAUUAUUACUUGAUCACGAGGUGACGAAUGAUCCUCAUCGGCUGUUCUGUCCACAUGUCGAUUGUGGACAAGUACUGUCGAUUAUUGAUGAAAGAAAACUUCACAAAGAAUAUCCAAUGAUUUGUACAAAAUGUAACACAACAUUUUGUUUAAAAUGUCGUUCGCAGUGGCAUCCACACGAACAUUGUUCCGAUCUACUUACACCCUAUGAAAUGGAAGCUGAUUCCAAUAUAAAACGUUGCCCACGAUGUCGUUUUCCAUUAGAAUGGAUUGCUGGCUGUGCACAAAUCAUGUGUGUUAAUUGUAAACAUAUUUUUUGUUGGUAUUGUUUAAAAUCACUGGAUAAUGAUUUUUUCUUAUUACAUUUCGAAAGUGGACCUUGUCGAAAUCGACUUGGCCAUUCUCGUGCAUCAUUAUUUUUACAUCGCCUUACCAUUGCUGGUAUAUUUAUUGGUCUAAUUCUUUUACUUCUCAUUACAAUCCCAUUUCUAAUCUUAACAACACCGUGCUUAUUAUGUUGCCGUUAUAAACAGAUAAAAAAUCGUUUAAAAAAUUUAACGAAAUUAGGACAGCGCUUUCAACAACAGCAAUACACACCAACAGCUCAUCCGUCGCCGUCAUCAUCUUUGAAUCAAUUAAAUAAUUCCUCAUUAGUUGAUAUCGAAGAAGAAACAAGAACUAUGAUUAGAAGUUCGCUAACGAAUAUCAAUCAAUCACGACCAGAACUAUCAUCCGUUUGA